AAAAAUAUGUCAAAGACGGAGAAAGCUGGAGCUCAACAAACAUCACUUCUUGAUGUUCUAAAGAAGAAAAUGCGACAAGCUCGAGAAGAAGCCGAAGCAGCUAAAGAUGAAGCUGAUGAAGUUAAGCGUUUACUUGAAGAGGAACGUAAAAAACGUGAAGAAGCAGAAGCUGAGGUGGCGGCAUUAAAUCGUCGUAUUGUGCUUGUGGAAGAGGAUCUGGAACGAACAGAAGAUCGACUUAAAAUAGCAACAGGCAAACUUGACGAAGCAUCAAAAGCAGCUGAUGAAGCUGAACGACUUAUCCCGAGUACCGCUGAAGCAGAAGUUGCUGCUUUAAAUCGUCGUAUGACGUUACUCGAAGAAGAACUUGAACGCGCCGAGGAACGGCUUAAGAUUGCUACUGAUAAACUCGAAGAAGCAACACAUACUGCUGAUGAAUCCGAGCGUGCACGUAAAUCAAUGGAAACUCGUUCACAACAAGAUGAAGAACGUGCAAAUAUACUUGAAGUUCAAGUUGAUGAAGCUAAAGUAAUUGCAGAAGAUGCUGAUCGAAAGUAUGAAGAGGUUUGUCUUCUCAAUAAAUUAUUCAGUGCACGAAAAGCUCUCGAGAAUCGUGUUGAUGUGGAUCAUGAUCGAUGUGUAGAACUUGAAACUAAACUGCGAGAAGCUCAAGCUCUACUUGCUGAAACUGAAAAUAAAUCCGACGAGGUACCCUUAUUCCUUGAACUUUUAAUGAAUUUUUAUGGUAAACUAGGUGGAUUUAGCGUACGCAAAGUUAUGGAGAAUCGUUCAUUUCAAGAUGAAGAACGAGCAAACACGGUCGAAUCACAACUUAAGGAAGCACAAAUGCUUGCUGAAGAAGCUGAUCGAAAAUAUGACGAGGUAGCUCGCAAACUUGCAAUGGUUGAAGCAGAUCUUGAACGUGCUGAAGAGCGUGCUGAAGCCGGUGAAAAAAAUGUACGUGAAAUGGAAAAAGAACUAAGAGCCAUUGGUCUUAAUCUGAAAACGUUAGAAGUAAACGAGGAACGUGCAUUACAACGCGAAAGUUCAUUCUCGGAUCAUGUGCGAUGCUUACAGAAUCGUAUAAAAGAGGCAAGUGGACAUCUUAACAAAAUCGUAGAACUCGAGGAAGAGCUUCGCGUUGUUGGAAAUAAUCUGAAAUCGCUCGAAGUUUCCGAAGAAAAAGCGUUACAACGUGAGGAUUCCUAUGAAGAACAAAUUCGCACCAUAUCAGCACGUCUAAAGGAGGCUGAAACUCGCGCAGAAUUCGCUGAAAGAUCUGUUCAAAAGUUGCAAAAGGAAGUAGAUAGAUUGGAAGACGAAUUAUUGGUGGAAAAGGAACGUGUACGUAAUCUUACGGAAGAAAUCGAGCAAACCGUUCAGGAAAUUCAAGGAUCGUAG
Messenger RNA from Dracunculus medinensis (Guinea worm), 1401 nucleotides. The record is from the annotation of a GenBank genome assembly. Lineage: Eukaryota; Metazoa; Nematoda; Chromadorea; Rhabditida; Dracunculidae.